GCUGGAAUAUGGGAAAUUCGCCUUUUAAUCCUGGUGUUAACAGUGGCUUUCGGGUGCUUUGUAGAUGGCAGAGAUCUGUGUCAGUCGGUUGCUACGUUGUGAAAGAGGCCGGGCUUGUUUCCCAGGGGAAUUCCAUUAAGAUUGCUAAGACAACCCCAGUUUUUAAGCCCUCUGGUGUUUUUAAUAAAUACACUGUAGCCAAGAGCCAAGAGCUGUUCUUGUCACUGGAGCGUUGGUGCCUGACUGUGCACGGCUCAAUGGGGAGACUGAUCUGAAGCUUCAGUUCUCCGGCUGCGUGCUGCUCGGAGCUCGUGUUGUACCUCACAGCGGAUAGAGCCGCUGCUUUGUUGCUCACCUGCUCAAAGCCACGGUGUCUGGGGGAUGGGAUGAAGCUUCCCGUGCAGAUCUCUUUGUCUGUAGAUGCUGCUGCAUCCUCAAGCUUACCAAAACUCUUCGGAGAGUUCCUAACGAUCCCCUCUGUGGCGUGAAACUUCUGCGCCACGAUUUACUUUGGGGACUUCGUUGACGAGGGUCAAAGCCAUAAAUUACCACUGCAAACGUACUUGAUACUGAGAAAAAAGCUUGUUGGCUGGACCGUACGUCUUCCGUACAGUAGAUGUCCCCACUAGCCCGUGUGAAAUCUGCACUCAUCCGGCUGCAGUGGCCACGGGGAUUUUUCUCCGGGCAGAAAAAAGGUGCAGCAACUUCUGCCGGAAUGCCUGCUGCUCGUUGCUUGGAGAAGGGGAGAACUCGGUCCGAGCACUGGGGCUGGGUGGCUCUGCCACGGAUUUCCCUCCCCACUCCUCUGUGUUUUUUGUUCAAGAAGGAUAGUGGAUAGUCAGCAGGAAGCCCUCGCUGAUAGCAGCUCCGUAGCAAGCCGUGCCCUCGCUCUGCCUUACUUCACUGUUUUUUCUCCUUCCAACAGGCACGCUGUGCUGAUAUGGCUAAAGGGAACGGCACCGUGGUGACCCAGUUCGUCCUCUUAGGACUGACAGAGGUGUUCUUGCUGGCCGUGAUGGCGUACGACCGCUACGUAGCUAUUUGCAACCCCUUGCUCUACACUAUUUCUAUGCCCAAGAGUCUCUGCAUGAAGCUGGUGGCCGGCUCGUACCUGGGGGGCGUUCUGAACUCACUAACCCAAACGUGCUGCUUGCUGCCCUUGCCGUUCUGCGGCCCCAAUCUCAUCGACCACUACUUCUGUGACACCAACCCUCUGCUGAAACUCACCUGCUCCGACGGCCGCCUCAACGAGCUCCUGCUCGUCGCCUUCAAUGGGACCAUUUCCAUGACCGUGCUCCUCAUCAUCAUCAUCUCCUACGCCUACAUUCUCCUCUCCGUCCUGAGCAUCAGGUCUGCCGGCGGGCGGCGCAAAGCCUGCUCCACUUGUGCCUCCCACCUGCUGACUGUCGCCUUGUUCUACGUGCCCGCCGGCCUCAGCCACAUGCAGCCAGGCUCCAAGUACUCGCUGGACACGGAAAAGGUCACGGCAGUGUUUUACACCCUGCUUGUGCCUAUGCUCAACCCUCUGAUCUACAGCUUGAGGAAUAAGGAUGUCAAGGACAUGCUCAGGAGAGCAGGAGAGAAAAUAUUUUCUCGGGCUGCUCACUGAGGAAAUUGGCCCUGGUCAAUUAAGGGGGUGUUGAGAAGGGGAGGGUGUGAGUGUUUUACAUCAGCUCUCUGGAGCAGUAAGGAGCCGUCGUUAGAGAAACCAACGCAGCCCAUUUGAACCGAGCUCUGAAAUUUGCAGGGGCUCCGUGUUGCACAAUGCUCCGUUUCGAACGGUCUCAUUAAGCAUUUCCUCGUCACAGUGUUCUGUGAAGUGGCGGAGGCCACAUGACUGGAGGUGGUGAAAACAAACUCUUAAGGGAUCUCCUUCCCCAGCUUGGUUUCGUAAGAAUUUGCAGUGAUUCGAGCAGUGAUUCCUCCAGGAGCAAGCUCAGCGACUGGAGGGCUCUUUGGACUGGAGGCAAGUUUGCUGGGCUUUUGGCCACAUUACCUUCUCGGAGGAGCCCCCCAAAAAAACUCUGGGACAAAUCUGAGGUGUUCCCCUGCUGCUUCUUAAAGGGGCAGUGUACUCUGACUCUCCUCUGUUACUCAGCAAUGCAUCCCCUUUCCUUGGUUGCAUUUCCCUUAGAAAAACCCCGCUUUACAAAGAUGCUUACUGUGAGACAUGCGAUUAAUUCACUUCUGCACGCGUCCAUGGAACCGUGGCUGUACACGUUCUGCCAGAAAUUACGUAGUUCAUGGAAGACAAAGGAUGUGUCUUUGAGAUUAAACAUUAAA
This is a messenger RNA of Numida meleagris (helmeted guineafowl), 2283 nucleotides long. RefSeq names its product olfactory receptor-like protein COR8. Gene Ontology annotation, biological process: G protein-coupled receptor signaling pathway; sensory perception of smell. The coding region runs from base 941 to 1609 and encodes 222 amino acids. The transcript is spliced from 2 exons. Gene Ontology annotation, molecular function: odorant binding; G protein-coupled receptor activity; olfactory receptor activity. NCBI's taxonomy places the organism in Eukaryota, Metazoa, Chordata, Aves, Galliformes, Numididae. Gene Ontology annotation, cellular component: membrane. The record is from RefSeq and is a predicted model, not a curated record.